This is a messenger RNA of Eremomyces bilateralis CBS 781.70, 1501 nucleotides long. Its product is annotated as acetate kinase. Gene Ontology annotation, biological process: acetate metabolic process; phosphorylation. The coding region runs from base 163 to 1401 and encodes 412 amino acids. Gene Ontology annotation, molecular function: acetate kinase activity. The record is from RefSeq and is a predicted model, not a curated record. Lineage: Eukaryota; Fungi; Ascomycota; Dothideomycetes; Eremomycetales; Eremomycetaceae. The transcript is spliced from 4 exons.
CACGCAUCAAACUUGAAAAUCAUGUGUUCGGAUUUCUUUCAUUAUAAUGUGAUCCUUUCAAUCAUUAACCAAUCUCUGAAACAUCUGUGGAAGAAGUGCCUAAUAAUUUAAUUCUCCCACCCUCAUAGUCUAGUUCCAUCCCCGGCCUAACUAAGUCCCACGAUGGCUCCCCAAACCAUCUUGUCAAUCAACGCCGGCUCAAGCUCCGUGAAAGUAAGCGUCUAUACAUAUGAAGAGCGUGGAAAAGUCCCAUAUCAAGAAGCGGAGAUUCAAGUCAGCGGACUGACCGCUCCGCCGGCAAGCCUGAAAUACAACCGCGGGGAGCAUGCGGAGAAGAAAGAGGUCCCAGGGGUGACAUCGCAAGAAGAUGCAUUCGAGAUCAUUUUGAAGCAUCUAAUCGGUGAUGAGGGGUUGCCGAUGAUCGCCAGCCACAACGACGUGGGAUAUUGUUGCCAUCGAGUGGUCCAUGGCGGAGAUUUUGACGACGCUCAUGCGCUCGAUCAAGUAACAUUUCGUAGGGUCGACGAGCUAUCCGACCUCGCGCCACUUCACAAUGCGGGAGCUCUCGCGCUCGUGCGAGCCGUCCAAAAGCAGGUUCCGCAGGCCAGGAAUAUUGCGUUCUUCGACACCGCCUUCCAUUCGACUAUCCCUACCUACAUCUCCACGUAUCCCAUCGACCCCAAGGUGGCCAAAUUACACAAGCUGCGGAAAUACGGCUUCCAUGGCAUUUCCUACGCGUUUAUUUCCAAAUCCACCGCUAAGUUCCUCAAGAAGCCGCUUCAGGAGCUCAACAUCAUCGCGCUCCACCUGGGCAGUGGCGCAUCCGCGUGCGCCAUCCAGGGCGGCAAGUCGAUGGACACGACUAUGGGGCUGACGCCGCUCGCGGGGCUUCCGGGCGCGACACGGAGCGGGAGCAUUGAUCCGAGCGUGGUGUUCCACUACACGAACGACGCGGGGACCUUGUCGCCGGAGAGCACCAAGGAUAUGCAUGUCACGCAGGCGGAAAUCAUCCUGAACAAGCAGAGUGGGUGGAAAGCGUUGGCGGGCACGACGGACUUCGGGGUGAUUUCGGAAGGGAAGAGUGAGGGGGCGCAGCUGGCGUUUGAUAUCCUCGUGGAUAGGAUUUUGGGGUAUGUCGGGAGUUACUAUGUGAGGCUUGGUGGGAGGGUGGAUGCGUUGGUGUUUGCGGGAGGGAUUGGUGAGAAAGGCGCGAGGUUGCGAAAGGAGCUGGUAGAGAAGGUGAGAUGUUUGGGGUUUGAACUUGAUCCGGGCAAGAAUGAACAGGAGCUUGAGGACGAAGUGGUGGACAUCUCAGCCAGUGGCGCGAAGAACAAGGUGCUGGUUUGCCAGACAGAUGAGCAGGUAAGAGAGAACUCCGGUGAACAAAGAAGGAGAUGUUGACCAAAUUCAGCUCCAAAUGGCCAGGGACUGCGUAGGAAAGUUCGCAGCUUAACUGGUGACGCGGUAUGCAGGCAGUCAAACAGGGAGAAAUUGGCUGAGG